Molecule: messenger RNA, 7262 nt
Organism: Alosa sapidissima (American shad)
Lineage: Eukaryota; Metazoa; Chordata; Actinopteri; Clupeiformes; Clupeidae
Gene: fhod3b
Product: formin homology 2 domain containing 3b
Exons: 28
Coding region: 388-5133 (1581 amino acids)
Biological process (GO): cardiac myofibril assembly; sarcomere organization; actin filament network formation
Cellular component (GO): cytoskeleton; cytoplasm
Molecular function (GO): actin filament binding
Source: RefSeq, a predicted model, not a curated record
UUCUCUGCAGACGUUGUCCCGUCCCGUCCUGUCCGCAGUCUGCCUCAGCACCUUGCCUGCCCACAAUGCCCUUGGAUACUGGCGUGCCUCCUUCAGACAAUCUGCUGUAGAGACUCAAUUCUUAAUCGCGCACGAAUUGCGGGGGUUUUACCCUUAACAUUGGGAGGAACAAGGGGCUAGAGUCGUUGCCCCUCUGAACAGUUUUUAAUGAUUUUAUCUAUGCGAUUUUAUGUGACGGAGUACGUUGGCGGAUAACUGACAGAGCAGCAACUGCAACUGCUUCACUGGUUACCUGCUCUAACCGCGGUAGCGCGAUAGAGCAAAAUAUUACAGCGGUAUUUACUGAUUGUGCGGACUUUUCUCCAAACAUUUUUGCAUGGAUGUAUAAUGGCUACGUUUGUAUGCAGGGUACAGUUCCUAGAUGAUACUGAUCCAUUUAACAGCACAAAUUUUCCCGAGCCGACCAGACCUCCUCAUUACACAUUCAGGGAAGAUAUUCCUUUUAUUAAUCAAAUUGCUGGAAUCCAUCGGCUUCUCAAAGCCCCACAAAAGCUUGAUGACUGCGCUCUGCAGCUCUCCCACAAUGGAAGCUACCUGGACCUGGAGUCCACUCUGGCGGAGCAGAAGGACGAGCUGGAGGGCUUCCAGGAAGAUGGAGGAAGAGGGAAGAAGCACAGCAUCAUCCUCCGGACUCAGCUGUCUGUGAGAGUUCACGCCUGCAUUGAGAAGCUGUAUAACUCCAGUGGCCGGGAGCUCAGAAGAGCCCUCUUCUCUCUCAAGCAGAUCUUCCAGGAUGAUAAGGACCUGGUGCAUGAGUUUGUGGUGGCGGAGGGGCUCACGUGUCUCAUCCGCGUGGGAGCGGAGGCCGACCAGAACUACCAGAACUAUAUUCUCAGAGCUCUGGGGCAGAUCAUGCUGUAUGUGGAUGGGAUGAAUGGCUUGAUCAGCCAUAAUGAAACAGUGCAGUGGCUCUACACCCUCAUCGGAUCUAAGUUCCGUCUGGUGGUGAAGACGGCCCUGAAGCUGCUGCUGGUGUUUGUGGAGUACACCGAGGCCAACGCCACGCUGCUCAUCCAGGCCGUCUGCGCCGUGGACACCAGGAAAGGGUGUAAGCCAUGGUCAAAUGCCAUGGAGAUUCUUGAUGAAAAAGAUGGAGUAGACACAGAGUUGUUGGUGUAUGCCAUGACUCUGAUAAAUAAGACGCUGGCUGGACUCCCUGACCAGGACUCCUACUAUGACGUGGUGGACUGUCUGGAGGAGCAGGGCAUUGAGGCCAUGGCACACAGGCACCUGAACAGGAAGGGCACAGACCUCGACCUGGUGGAGCAGUUCAACAUCUAUGAGUUGAACCUGCGGCACGAGGACGGGGACGAUGAGAGCCAGCCUCCGCUCUCCGGACGUAAGGACCGGCGGCGCGCCAGCGUGGGGGGGCCCCCGGAGAGGCGGGGCCUGGAGAGGAGGCGCAGCAGGAGACACUCCCUGCAGAACGGCAAAGGCCCCGCCUCCGCCCCGGCGUCGCCCAGCAACCACGGCCACGGCCCCAACUUCCCCUCGUUCAACGGGGCCAGGAUCGAGGACAUCAACGAGAGUCAGUCAGAUGUUGCACAGUCAAAGACCCCAUGUGCUUUCUGUAUGUCUAGGGCCAGUUUUGGCCCCGCCAGACACCACGGUCAUGGCACCUAUCCUGGCCGGUCCCACUGUGUGGCCAGCGCUCCGUCCACCCCACAAAGCCGCUUCGCCCCUUCAGCUCCUCCUUCUCCUUCUACAGAGGUCAAGACAGACAGAACCACACUUGGGGGCUUGCUGACGUCCUCGUACCGGCAGCAUCAGGAGUCUCUGGCUGCGGAGCGGGAACGACGACGCAUGGAGAGAGAAGAGCGAUUGCAGAGAAUUGAGCGAGAAGAGAGAAGCCGCUUCAAUCGAGAUCACAUCGACAAACGGGAGGAGGUCAGACAAGCUCGGGAGGACAGGUAUAAACAGGUGGAGAGGAUGGCAGCAGAGGAGUAUGAGCGGGAGCGUGUGAGAGCGCCACCUAGAGGUCGCACAGAGAUCACGCUGAGCCUGAGCUCCCGCAGCACCGCCUCGUCUCACAGUCCCACUCCAGAGUCUGUCACACGCACACACACUACGCAUGUAAAUGAGCUCCGGUCUAAGCCAAGCCGUGGCCCACAGGCUCCUGCCCGUUCAGGAGUGGAGCCGCUCCCGCCGCCGCCGGCGUCUGCCUCCCCCUCAGCAGCACCUCCCCCAGGCGCUCCCUCGCCUCACUCCCCCUCCGGCGCAGACCAGCGGCACUCAACCAAGGAGCUCGCCGCCUCCGAGCCACACACACAGCAGAUUGAGGAGCAGCAGCAGCAGGAGGAGCAGGAGGAGGAGGAGGAGAGGACGCAGGAACAUGCAGCAGAGCUGAAGCCAGGAGCCGAGCUGCAGCCACAGGUGGUGGAGGAGGACGAGAAGACAGGUGUGGAGGUGGAGGUGGAGGAGGAGGAGGCUGAGGGAGAGAUGGAGGCGGAGGACGAGUCGGAGAAGGAGCAGAUCCUGGAGAGGGAGGCGGAGGAGAGCAGCCUCCUGAGUGAGAAGGAGAGGCAGAACGAGGAGGUGAACGAGAAGGACAACUGCUCAGCCUCCAGCAUCUCCUCAGCAAGCAGCACACUGGAGAGGGAGGAGAAGGAGGAGAAACUCAGCAGUGACAAUAACUCAGGCCAGUGGUCCGAAGAUGUGGAUGCCAAUGAUCAGUGUAGAAAGGUGCUCAAUGGCUCCCGUUUCAAGCUGGAUAAACUGUACGGCGGCCAGAACCAGAGGCCACUAGAUGAGGAGGAGAAGGAGAAGGAGAGCGAGAGGGACGAGAAGCAGAGCGUGGGUCAGGACCUGGCCAUCCGCAUCUCCACGCUGGAGGCACGGCAGCAGGCCGGCGAGGAGAACCUCAAGAAGAUGGACAAGGGUCACCUGGACAACCAGGGCAACGUGCGGGCGGUGGCCGAGAAGUUCGGAGAUCUGGUCAAGGGCCUGGUGUCGCCGGCGGAGGUGGAGGCCCUCGAGAAGCAAGCGCAGGACAAGCAGCUGUCGGACAAAAGCCCGUCCCCGUCCACGCCGAUCGCUCCUCCCCCGCUUCCAAAGAAGGAGUCGGACCAGAUCUGGGACCAGCUGAUGGCCUGCCCCCGCGAGCUGCGCAUCAAGGAGAUGAACUUCACUGACCUGACGGAGGCCGACGACGUGGACAUCCUGGACACGGUCAGCGCGUUCGGCUCCUCAGACCUCACGCCUCCGCCGCUGCCUCCGCCCCACUGUUUGUCUGCGCUGCCUCCCCCGCCGCCCCUCAUGGGCUGCCCCCCUCCCCCACCCAUGCCCGGCAUGCGGAUGCCACCCCCUCCGCCCUUCAUCGAGCCAUACCCGCCGCCGGGCUCGCCGAUGCCCAACAGGGGAGAAGCGCCACACUUCCAGAAGAAGAGGAAGACCAUCCGGCUUUUCUGGAACGAGAUCCGGCCGGCAGACAGGCAGUACCCCGGCCUGAAGAACAACAGGGAAUCCCUGUGGUCCAAGCUGGAGCCCGUCAAAGUGGACACGUCCAAGUUGGAGAACCUGUUUGAGACCAAGUCCAAGGAGCUACCCGUCACAAAGAAAACAGCUGCCGAUGGCAAACGUCAAGAGAUUAUUGUCCUGGACUCCAAAAGAAGUAAUGCCAUCAACAUCGGCCUGACAGUCUUACCGCCUCCCCGCACUAUUAAGACAGCCAUCCUCAACUUUGAUGAGUAUGCGCUGAACAAGGAGGGCAUCGAGAAAAUUCUCACCAUGAUCCCCACAGAGGAGGAGAAGCAGAAGAUCCAGGAGGCCCAGCUGCUGACCCCGGAGGUCCCGCUGGGCAGCGCCGAGCAGUUCCUGCUCACGCUCUCCUCCAUCACCGAGCUGUCCGCCCGCCUGCAGCUCUGGGCCUUCAAGAUGGACUACGACACCAUCGAGAAGGAAGUGGCUGAGCCCAUGCAGGACCUGAAAGAAGGCAUGGAGCAGCUGGAGAAGAACAAGACACUGCGCUACAUCCUGUCCACGCUACUCGCCAUCGGCAACUUCCUCAACGGCUCAAACGCGAAGGGUUUUGAACUGAGCUAUCUGGAGAAAGUUCCAGAAGUGAAGGACACGGUGCACAAACAGUCUCUCCUUCACCACGCAUGCUCCAUCGUGGUGGAGAGGUUUCCAGACAGUUCGGACCUCUACUCUGAGAUCGGGGCCAUCACACGCUCUGCCAAGGUGGACUUUGACCAGCUCCAGGAGAACCUCAGCCAGAUGGAGCGGAGGUGCAAAGCAUCGUGGGACCACCUCAAGGUCAUCUCCAAGCACGAGAUGAAGCCGUCGCUCAAGCAGAGGAUGUCCGACUUUCUGAAGGACUGUGCCGAGCGGAUCAUCAUCCUGAAGAUCGUCCACCGCAGGGUCAUCAACAGGUUCCAUGCCUUCCUGCUGUUCCUGGGCCACCCGGCGUACACGGUGCGUGACGUGAGCGUGCACCGCUUCAGUAAGAUCCUGAGCGAGUUUGCGUUGGAGUACCGCACCACGCGCGAGCGCGUCCUUCAGCAGAAACAGAAGCGGGCCAACCACAGAGAGAGGAACAAGACCCGGGGCAAAAUGAUCACAGAUCAUCUCCAGCCCUCCUCCUUGAUGGGGAGCUUCAGUGGGGCUCCUCCAGGAAAGAGUGAUGAUGAAGAGGAUGGAGAGGGAGGGAAGUUUGGCGGCUCAGGCCCCGAGGCUCCGGAGGUGCAGGGUCUGGGAUACGCUGAGAGCGCUGCCGAGCAUGAGAGCAUGAAGGCCGUUUUGAAGAGCAGUCUGCAGGGCAGCGACAGCAGCACCUCAGUGGUUCCUGGUCUCCGCACAAGGACCAGAGCCAACAGAGGAUCACUUGUAGGCCGGAACAACUUAUGGUCAUCGGCGAAUGACGACCCAACAAUUUGCACAGACGACACGGCAGACGAGAUCAUGGAGCGCAUUGUGAAGUCCGCCACUCAGGGGCCGAGUCAGAGGGCACAGCCAAGGGAGAGGAGGAGAUCCAGGGCCAACCGUAAAUCCUUGAGGAGGACGUUGAAGAACGGCCUGACCCCAGAGGAGGCCCAGGCUCUGGGGCUGUCCAGUGGUUCCGAGAUGCAGGUGUGACAUGGCGAGAUUCAGCAGCUCUGACUCCAGCACACACUCUCCCUCUCUUACACACACACACACAUUUGUCCAGGGAAACAAAGCCUCCUUUCACCCAGCCCUGAUCUCCCAACCUGUCCACACCGUGACGCCGUGGUCCAGGCUUCUCCUGGCCUGAUCGGACUUUUGCCUGUUCCUGGGGGAUCUGGCCAGCGCUUCACACCUGUUGCGCACUCUGUGGUUUAAGGAAGCGGUGCAGUAUUUCACAGUGACACGCAUGUACACACACACACACACACACACAGCUCAGCAGCUUGUACGUGAAGCAGAAUGUUCUCCCCUCCUCGUUGCUGGAAGAGCGUGCCGUCAGCCUCCUCCAGCCCUCUCUCACUCAGGGCUCACAACCCCAACACAGCUUCCACACACAGCUCCGACUGGACUCGAGUGAGUGAGUGACCGACUGAGGUGUUUCAAAAACCACUGUGGCCUUUCUGUAACAUGGACACAGGACACUGUCCGGCCCACAGAAGUCCAUCCUUUAUCAGCCACACCAGUGGAUAGCACAUCGGUGGAGUUACUGUAGUUUAUAGUACACUCUCCUGCAGUGGAUUUUUUUGGGGAAUAUGAACACAGCUUCGUAACUGUUGAGUAGGGUUGUAGAUUUGCUCUCCUGAGGCUGUAUAUUUCGGAAGCAGUGUAUCUGCUCUGCUGCAGUAGACCUUGUGAAAAUGGUUCACGUCCCAUGCUUAAGUGGCGCUCUAAGGCAGUGAACUGCACUCAGGAAGGAGAGGACUGAUUUUAAUUGUGUGAAUUCUUUCAAAAUGAAAUACGUUAAGACAUAUGCACAGACACGGCACAAAAAUCACUGUUCAAAUGAAGGAUGAGUUAAUUUCUCCUGAGCAACACAUUGUGAUUCUAUAGCUGGAUGUCUAUAUGACCCUGUGUUACAAUUCACAUUGUCUUGUCCAGCCGACACAGUUAAUGUUCAUGACAAUUUCUUGACAACCCUGUGAUUGUAUGUGCCCCCAAUUAUUCCUUGCAGAAAUCAAACCACUGCUGAACAAUGUUUUUUUUCUUUCUUUUUUUAUUAGUUCAAUAUCAACAAAUACUGAGUUUCACGUGAUUUGAGUGCCUUUUAAGAUAUGGUCUGCUCAUUCAGUGACAGACAGGGACAUUCAGCACUAAGCCGUCACUCACUGAGAGGAAACUUUCAGCCUCUUGUGUCCCUUCCCCACUCCUUCUGGUACACAGCCCCUGUCCUCCAUUCACACUGGCUGCAUUUUCACCGUUUGCAUGCACUUACGCUUGGAAUGACACACAUGAACAGUACCUUGAACCUUCCUUUCCAACCACAAUCCUUCAACAGCGUGCUGUUGAAGCUAUAGACUCAAAAUGGACUGUCCACACCAUAUGACUACCACGAUGACUGGUUUUGCUCUUUUCCUAGGUUAUGAAAUGUGGUAGCAUCCAGCACCUUAUUAUUUGUAGAGAUUUUGGAGGAACAUUUGAGUAUUAUUAUUGAAGCUUUUUCUCAACAAAUGUUUCUCUGAGUAUUGUACUAUGAAAGUAAAAACUAGAAAUUACUUGUAAAGUAAAACCAGAAUAAAAUGUAGAAGCAACGUGGGGAAAAAAGAUACUGUAAAAUUAUGUAAAUGUCAGUGUUUUAUUUUUGUGUUCCUGUUAAAUUUGUAUUUUGUAUAGUAUAGUGUACCAUAGGUGAGGCACAGUGUUAUUCUGUAAUUUAAGAGAAAACAAGCCAUGCAUGGUGAAUAAAAAAAAACAGCAGCAGACAUGUCAUUCUAGCUGGAGUUAAAGGGAGGUUUCUUUGACUUUUUUUUAACACUCAGUGGAUUUUUGUGUUUUUGUUGUGGUGUUUUAUUUUUUCUGCACAAACUUGAAACUUGCUUGGAUGAUGAAAUCAGUCCAGCCACCCCUGCACUCCUGUCUAAUAUAACGCUCCAAUGCCUUCCACUUCAUUGCACUCAUGCAGUCUUGCAGUCUUGUCCCACUCCACAUGCCAGCAGUUUUCAUCUGUUGCUAAAAGUGCCAUACGAGUGGGUUUUGAAAGUGUUCAUUAAACUAUUGCUAUGUCUAUGCCCACAACAAAAAAUAUGCAUACAAAUCUUGCAAUAAAGAGCUUUUAUGAAGCA